CCAGCGCUGGGCACACUACUUAAAAUAAAACAAAAAAGGCCCGGCUAAGAUUUCAUUUUCAGGCGUCCCCUGAAAUAAAAUUUUAAAACAAUAACUCAAAUACCAUAAAGUAAGCACCUCCGCUCCUCACCGUAUUGUUUUUUUUUUGCGUCUGGUCACUGUGGCUAUUAAAAAUCCAAUAAAAGGCCCGCCCAAGAUGAACAUUGCGCCCCAGGCGGAUAUAUCUACCGAUUCUUGCCGACCAUUAGUCAAAGUUAACCGCGUUCAACCUCUCAACGUGCCCGUUUACGACCUGCCGGAAUACCUGUGCGUGGAGUCCAAGUGGGUGAGCCGUCAGUACGCUAUGGACAACAACUUAUCGGCAACUAGAGUCGCCGCCGAUCCGAUGGUCGUCAAUGGCGGCCACACAGAAUUGUCCCAAAAGCCCCAGGAGCGGGCAGUCUCCAAAAAACCACAAAACGACGAUCUCCCCAAGAGAGAACGCAGCGUACAAACGGAGACGAAGAACACGUGCGACGUGGGCGUGCAGUGCUGCCGGGAUGCGGACGAUUGGGACUGGGAUUACCCCAAGAAUCAGGAGACGGAGAAGGGUCCCAAGGAUUCCGCCAGCGAGGAUGCCGCAUUCCUCACCUUUGUUAGCGAGACAACCAGCAUGUUCCCCAACGGAAUGCUAGAGUGUCAGGUUUGCGGCGAAGUAGCCAGCUCUCUGGCCGAACACCAGGGCCACAUGAAGGUGCACUACGGUCCGAGGGUACUCUGCUGCCAUUGUGGCCGACAAAUAUCCCACGAGAAGCUGGUGAAGCGCCACAAUCUUAGCUGCCCUGGUCUGGCGCCCAGGAAGUCUAACAUGUUCUUCAAGUGCCCGCAUUCGUUGUGCAGUGUCGAGUGCCAUUCGGAGACGCAACUACUCAACCAUCUGAAGAAGCACCGCGGCCGGAGCUCCUACAAGUGUCUUCAGUGCAACCAAAACUUCAAGACCGCCUCCGCUCUGCUGAUCCACCGCAAAGCUGUGAGCGGCUGCUCCAAGGCAGAGUACGUCACAUUAUUCCGCAAGCACAAGCUGCCCAAGGAGAAACGCGACCUCAGACGCUGCUCGGUGUGCCUGAAGCGCUUCAGCAACGAGAGGAUUUGCAGCAGACACAGGAGGAAGUGCAUUCUGGGCUACCAUAUAAACCUGAGCAAGGCAUUGCUGAAAGAAUUAUGAACAUAAGCAUGAUAGAAUUAUACAAGGUAGUCUCGUCGGGUCCAAAUCGUUUGGGUUUUACAUUUCAUUCAAACUUUUAGGCUGUACCCGCUCACACACACUUUGAGAAGCCGAACUAGGGAUUAUUUUUCCGCCGGGGGUACCUUGUAUAAUUGUAUCAUGGAACAUAAGUAACUAAUUUGUAAUUUUGUAUUUAUUAGCAGUAGAAAUCGAUAACAAUAAGACGAGGCUCCUACGACGCCUGAA
This is a messenger RNA of Drosophila kikkawai, 1450 nucleotides long. The record is from RefSeq and is a predicted model, not a curated record. Lineage: Eukaryota; Metazoa; Arthropoda; Insecta; Diptera; Drosophilidae.